Hypanus sabinus (Atlantic stingray) is the source of this 1767-nucleotide messenger RNA. RefSeq names its product zinc finger protein 239-like. The transcript has 2 exons. Gene Ontology annotation, molecular function: DNA-binding transcription factor activity; RNA polymerase II cis-regulatory region sequence-specific DNA binding. Bases 511 to 1548 code for a protein of 345 amino acids. NCBI's taxonomy places the organism in Eukaryota, Metazoa, Chordata, Chondrichthyes, Myliobatiformes, Dasyatidae. The record is from RefSeq and is a predicted model, not a curated record. Gene Ontology annotation, biological process: regulation of transcription by RNA polymerase II.
GGACAAUGUGCAAAAGCUCUGGUUAAAAAAUGACAAGGAAUUUGUCUACAGGAAUCUCAAACAGAACAUACCAGUUUUGCUGUCUCUAUCCAGAUAUUUAAGAAGUGGAGCAAGGGAUUCACUCGAUCAUCCUUCCCGCUCAGACUGUGGGGAGGGAUUCACUCGAUCAUCAUUCCCGCUCAGACUGUGGGGAGGGAUUCACUCGGUCAUCCUUCCCACUCAGACUGUGGGGAGGGAUUCACUCGAUCAUCUGACCAACUGGCAUGCCUGUUAUUUUGCAGAGGGUAGAUGCCAUUCAUCUGCUCAGACAGUGGCAAUGGAUUCACGCGGAAAUUUCAACUGAAGGUGCAUCAGCAAGUUCACACUAGGACAAGGCCAUUCACCUAUUCUGUGUGUGAGAAGGGAUUUAGUCAGCGUUCCCACCUGUGGACACACCAGUCAGUUCACACUGGGCAGAAGUUGCUCAUCUGUUGAAUUUGUGGGGAAAGAUUCACUCGGUCAUCUGACAUAAUGGCUCAACAGCGAGUUGACACUGGGGAGCAGCCGUUCACCUGCUCAGACUGUGGGAAGGGAUUCACGUUGUCAGCUCAUCUGCAAGCACACCAGUCAUUUCACACUGGGGAGAGGUCACUCACCUGCUCAGACUGUGGGAAAAGAUUCACUUCAUCAUCUCAACUUAAGAUACAUCAGCGAGUUCACACUGGGGAGAGGCCGUUCACUUGCUCAGUCUGUGGGAAGAGAUUCACUCGGUCAUCUGACCUAAUGUCUCACCAGCGAGUUCACACUGGGGAGAGGCCGUUCACCUGCUUGGACUGUGGGAAAGGAUUCACUCAGUCAUCAGCACUGAAGGUACACCAGCGAGUUCACACUGGGGAGCGGCCGUUCACCUGUUCGGACUGCGGGAAGGGAUUCAGUUGCUCAUCUAAACUGAAGGUACAUCAACGAGUUCACACUGGAGAGACGCCAUUCACGUGCUCAGACUGUGGGAAGCAAUUCACUCGGUCAUCUCACCUAAUGUCUCACCCGCGAGUUCACACUGGGGAGAGGCCAUUCACCUGCUCAUACUGUGGGGAAUCAUUCACUUGGUCAUCUGACCUAAUGUCUCACCAGCGAGUUCACACUGGAGAGAGGCCGUUCACUUGCUCAGACUGUGGGAAGGGAUUCACUCAGUCAUCUCAACUGAAGAUACAUCAGAGAGUUCGCACUGGAGAGAGGCCAUUCACAUGUUCAGACUGUGGGAAAGGAUUCACUCGGUCAUCUAAACUGAAGGUACAUCAGAGAGUUCACACUGGAGAGAGGCCGUACACAUGCUCAGACUGUGGGAAAGGAUUCACACAGUCAUCCUCCCUAAUUGCACACCAGCGAGUACACACUGGAGAGCGGCCGUUCACCUGCUUGGACUGUGGGAAGAGAUUCACUCGGUCAUCCCAUCUGAAGAUACAUCAGCGAGUUCACACUGGAGAGAGGCCGUUCACCUGCUCAGACUGUGGGAAGGGAUUCACUCGGUCAUCUCAACUACGGAGACACCAGCGAGUUCACACUAGGUAGAGUCUGAUCACCUGCACAGACUUUGGGAAGAGAUUCUCUCAGCCAGAUCAACCAACUGUGCAUCAUUGAGUUCACACUGGGGAGAGGCUGUUCACUUGCUGUUAAUGUGGGAAGCGAUUCACUCAGCCAGCUAACCUUAUGUUAACUCACUUUGGCUGGCAACUUAAGUUUGGAGUUGAUAGUCCCCAGCCCGGCCAAACUUAAGAAAUCUUGUUUGCG